Sordaria macrospora k-hell is the source of this 1227-nucleotide messenger RNA. RefSeq lists its product as uncharacterized. The record is from RefSeq and is a predicted model, not a curated record. Gene Ontology annotation, cellular component: nucleus; spliceosomal complex. Gene Ontology annotation, biological process: mitotic DNA replication checkpoint signaling; nuclear DNA replication; mitotic DNA damage checkpoint signaling. NCBI's taxonomy places the organism in Eukaryota, Fungi, Ascomycota, Sordariomycetes, Sordariales, Sordariaceae. Gene Ontology annotation, molecular function: zinc ion binding; nucleic acid binding.
AUGGCCGACGUACGCGCCCUCUUACGCCAACAGCGCGCCGCGCGCAGAAUCGAGCACCCACACGCUGCCUACACCGACGCCGGCAAGCUCGUCUGCAUCCUCUGCCGGGAACACGUCAAGACCGAAGCCCUCUGGGACGGUCACAUCCGCAACACCGGCCACCGUCAACGUCUACAAGCACUCCAACAGCAGCAACAAUCACAAAGUGAAACCCAGGGAGAAGAAUCAAACGAACACAAGCGCAAGCUCGACGCCCAAGAAGAUGACGAAGCCACCUCCCCCAUCUCUACCGAUGAAACCGACCGCGCAUCCAAGCGCACCCGCCCCAACACCCUAUCCCCAGAACCAAGACCGGCACCUCCAAUCUCCAACCCAGAAGCGCCUGCCCUUACCCAGCAAAAAUCGUUCACCCCAACAGCCGGUAUCGAACUCGCCAUCCCUUCACGGCCAGCAACACCAGCAGAUGCCACCACGACGCCUAAAUCAGCUGGCGGACCUCUGCGCCCCUUCUCACAACUAUCUGAGCAGCAACACUCGCACCCACCAACUUCCCAGCCAACCUCCACUUCCACGCCCGCCCCGGCCCCAGUCUCAACAUCAGCAGACGCCCCACAAGCACCACAAGAAGCACAGGUAGACGACGACCUCUGGGCCUCCUUCGAAGCGGACCUUCUCGCUCCCCCCAGCAAUUCAGCCCCCUCCAACCCCUUCGCCGCUGCAGGCGACGCCGUUAUUGCAGCCGCACCCGUCUCAGCAGCAGAAGCAGCAGCAGCAGCCAAAUCCUACGACGAAGAGCAAUCCCUCCGCCAAUCAGCCAAGGACCAUGAGCUUGAAGACGAGCGCGAAGAGGCGACGAGGGCGUUGGAGACCGAGUUUGAGAUUAUGGAGGAGUUGGAGGCUAGGGCGAGGAGGUUGAGGGAGAGGAGGGAGGCUUUGAGGGCUGGGUUGAAGGUGGGUGGUUCUACUCAAUCUGGGACAGGACAAGAAGAUGAAGGGAUAAGGGUGGAAGCUGAGACGACGGCAAAGCCCGUGGGAGAUGAAAGCGUUGCUGAUGGUGCUGAGAGUGCGGCAAAGACGAGUGCGGCUGCUGCUGUUUUGGCGGCGUUGGGGAAGGAGAAUUCUGUUCGGACGACAAAGGGGAAGGUAGUGGACGAGGAGGAGGACGGCGACGAAGAUGACGAGGACGAUGAGGAGGACGAUUGGGAUGGAUUCCGAUUCCGCGCUUAG